Messenger RNA from Racocetra fulgida, 336 nucleotides. NCBI's taxonomy places the organism in Eukaryota, Fungi, Glomeromycota, Glomeromycetes, Diversisporales, Gigasporaceae. The record is from the annotation of a GenBank genome assembly.
AUGGCGAAUUCAAGAACAGAAGCCAAAGAGUUGCCUUGCGUAUUUAGCUUUCUUGUUCAAGACUAUCCAGGAAGUGAAUUAGCAAAAUGUGAGACUCCUGAAAAACAACAUGAAACGAAAUUUUGUGAUUUUGGGAUUCAAGUAUCGUUACCGAAUCCUGAAUAUGAUAGUCUUGUAAAAAAAAUUAAUGAAUUAGAAUGUCUUAAUAAACAAUUAUUGCUUGAAAAUAAAAUAUUAAAAAGAAAAUUAAGUAAUAAAUUUGAUAACCAAGAAGAGCGGGUUAAAAGUGUUAUAGAAAUUGCCAAACGGGAACGAAGUGCUUUAUAUGAUGAUGUC